AUGGCCUCCAAACUCAAGCUUGACGUGCAGAGCUUUCCCCGCCCACCUGCCCUGCAAAAGAUAUCCCGCGACAUCCGCAUCACGUUUCGAGGCGACGUGAUUGCGCAGACCCAAGACGCUUACUGGGUGCUGGAGACGCACCACCCGCCGACGUAUUAUUUGCCGCGGGCCUCGGUCAGUCUUGCCCUGACUCCGACUGGGCGAAGGACCGGCUGCGAGUGGAAGGGCACCGCGACGUACUACGAGGCCAAGCUCGGCGACGGCACGGCGGUAACGAACAGGAUAUGGUCGUACGAGGCCCCGACGCCGGCCUUUGAGCCGAUCCGUGGCUACCUGUCUUUCUACGCCGGCCCUCCCUGGGAUUGCUUCGUCGACGGCGAAAGAGUCGAGCCGCAGCCAGGCGACUUUUACGGCGGCUGGGUCACGUCCGACAUCGAAGGCAUUGUCAAAGGCCGCACCGGGAACCUCGACCCGGUAGUCUAA
Purpureocillium takamizusanense is the source of this 483-nucleotide messenger RNA. RefSeq lists its product as uncharacterized. Lineage: Eukaryota; Fungi; Ascomycota; Sordariomycetes; Hypocreales; Ophiocordycipitaceae. The transcript has 2 exons. The coding region runs from base 1 to 483 and encodes 160 amino acids. The record is from RefSeq and is a predicted model, not a curated record.